Stylophora pistillata is the source of this 737-nucleotide messenger RNA. RefSeq names its product trafficking protein particle complex subunit 5. Gene Ontology annotation, cellular component: TRAPPI protein complex; TRAPPII protein complex; TRAPPIII protein complex. Lineage: Eukaryota; Metazoa; Cnidaria; Anthozoa; Scleractinia; Pocilloporidae. Gene Ontology annotation, biological process: endoplasmic reticulum to Golgi vesicle-mediated transport. The record is from RefSeq and is a predicted model, not a curated record.
AUCCAAGCCUAAAACAAGAUGGAGUCAGUCCGAAGAGGUAGAUCGACAAACAUCCUUGAAAAACCGCUCAGUAAAGGACGGAAUGAGAUAAAUGUAAGGACUUUUGGCUUGCUGUUUUCGGAGAUGGUUCAGUAUUGCCAAAACAGAGUUCACACUGUACCGGAACUUCAAAGCAAGUUGUCAGAAUUAGGCCAACAAGUGGGUUCCAGAAUACUCGAUGUGUUGGUGUUGAGGGAGAAAGGAAUGAAAAGGGAAGUGAGAGUACUAAACAUUCUCCUUUUCAUCAAGUCAGUUUUGUGGAAAUCUUUAUUUGGCAAAGAAGCUGAUAAGUUGGAGCAAGCCAAUGAUGAUGACAAAACAUAUUAUAUAAUUGAAAAAGAACCUCUAGUCAAUAAGUUUAUCUCAGUUCCAAAGGACAAAGGAAGUCUGAACUGUGCAUCUUUCACUGCUGGCAUAGUUGAAGCUGUGUUACAUGGAUGUAAUUUUCCUGCAAAAGUAACUGCACACUGGCAUAAAGGAACAACUUUGAUGAUCAAGUUUGAAGAGUCGGUAAUACAGAGAGACAAGUCUAUGGAUGGGAGAUGAGAAAAUGAACUGUAAAUAAUGAAAACAUCGACAAGAUUGCAAAAAAAAUUUUUUUGGAAAGUUCAGCAUGAAAAUAAUUAAUUAAAAAGUUAGUUGUGAAAAUAGUUGUUUUUAGAAGCCUAAGUUAUAAAUAAAGUGGCAAUAGAAACAGG